GACAAAAGUGCUGAAGAUGUGAGGGGGACUGGAGGAACUGGAGGAACUGGAGGAACUUUCUCACGUUUAACGCUUCUGUUCCACUGGAUUUCGGGACAAAUUCGCUGAUGACACAUUUUUCAUUUUCUCUUUAUUGCACAGUUCAGUUUUUUUUUUGCGCAACUCUUAAUAAAUACAUUUCUUUUAAAGAAGAAACGUCUUUCCUCCUGACCAGCCUGCACUCAACAUUAUCGCGAUUUUAGUUUAGUUUCGGUUGUGUGUGUGCGUGUGUGUGUGUGUUUGACGUCGCCGUGAUGAGCGCGUGUCCCUCAGGCUCGGUGUCCGCGCUUCACCGGUGCGGUUCCCGUAACACACUCCUGCUGCUGGUGUGUUUGGUGUGCGGGAUAACGGGGACCUGGGGACCGGGACUGUACAGCUACCAAACCGGGACCUCACUCAACAGAGACCCGAGCAAAAGGAACUGGUGUCCUCAGACCGUGACCAAGACGGUGACGUGUCAGGUGCAGAAUGGGACGACUUUACAGCGGGUUUAUCAAACGUGCAGGUGGCCACAGGGAUGCUCCAGUGGCAGUUACCGUACAGUGGUCCGGCCCUCCUUUAAAGUGGUGUAUCGCACUAUCACAGCUCUGGAGUGGAAAUGUUGCCCUGGGUUCAGUGGAGCGCAUUGUGAUGAAGGUUCUGCGAGCGGUAAUCUGGUGGCUCAGGAGGCUGUGAGAAAACAGGCAACUUUCCGCAAGUCCACGUUCCCCAAGGCCUCAGAGCAGCUCUCCAGUUGUCUGAAUUGCAGUCGUAUGGCAGCUCUCACUGACAGACUGAGUUCUCUGGAGGAAAAGGUCCAGCUCCUUUCUGCCACGUCUAAAGGUGGAGGUGACCCUGAGUCCUCCUCCUCCUCCCUCAUGGGGGCUCCACCUGCUAGAGGAGCUCCAGGUGCAAAGGGUCCUGCAGGUCCACAGGGUGAGCGAGGCAGAGACGGGAACCCGGGCAAAGACGGAAAACCAGGUUCUCAGGGUCUGCCUGGGCCGAAGGGGGAGGCUGGCCCAUCAGGUGCUCCAGGGUCUCGUGGGACACCAGGACCAGCAGGUCCUCGGGGCCCACCAGGGCUUCCAGGAGAGAGAGGUUUAUCUGGACCUCCUGGACCUCCCGGACCUCCUGGACCUCCAGCCACUGGCUCUGAAGACAGUGAGAAGAAAAACCUGCUUCUCUCCAACAGUUUCCCAGACCCUCGAGUGGUUCCUGCUCAGGGGCCUCAGGGGCCUCCGGGACCCAUAGGGCCCCCAGGAGCCCGAGGCCCAGCUGGACCUCCAGGCCCUAUGGGACAAAGUGGAAAGCUGGGUUCUCCAGGUGUACCAGGACCAACAGGACCAAAGGGCGAGCGAGGAGAGAGAGGACCUCUGGGAUAUCCAGGAGAGAGGGGCUUCAAAGGAGAGACUGGCGAGCCAGGUCCUAAGGGUGAGCCGGGGGAGAAAGGUCUUCCGGAUGUUAGUUUGAAGAUGUUGCAAGACCUUCAAGCUGACCUGGAGCUGCUGGCUCGCAGGGUGCAGCUGCUGGAGGCGAUCAUCUGGCCAGAGCCCGACGGAGGAUCCGGCGACGGCCCGUUCGGCACCUCGCCUACGGACUUCUUCCGGAACAAGCGGGCCGGGGUCCUGCCCUUUGGGGUCAAAACGCCGUCCUUCUUUACCGAGUCUAAAAUCCGAGGGAAGUCCUAAAGUAUCGACCUCUCGUUCCAGCUUGGACUGGCAAACCCUCGAAAGUCCCUAUAACACGUUCCGAUCCACUCACUCACCCUGGAACAUACCAUUGAACAAGGAAAGGGGGGAAACACCUCAGGGAAAGAACCAAGUGGUGCUGCGGAAGAUCAUCAUCUCAACUGGAAUUCAGUCUUUAACUUCAGGCUCCCUUUUACUUGUUAGAACAAAGAGAGAGCAAAAUAAAAUGUACUGUACAGUCAUUCUAACGCUGUGGGAUUAACGGUUAUAAGAUGUGGGACAAUAAGGGGAUGAGCUGGUACACAUGACGGAGAGGAACAUCAGGUUAUUACUCGCUGAAGUCACUAUAUAUAUUUUAACAGACCCCUUUGGGAAGGUAGAAAUGUAUCGUAUGUAGGAAAAUACAAUACGCGUAUUCACUAUUCAUUUGUAAAACAUUUAAGCAAUAAAUUAGUUAUCCUCCCUAGCAUUAAAUGCACUA
Molecule: messenger RNA, 2187 nt
Organism: Tachysurus vachellii
Lineage: Eukaryota; Metazoa; Chordata; Actinopteri; Siluriformes; Bagridae
Gene: emid1
Product: EMI domain containing 1
Exons: 16
Coding region: 294-1706 (470 amino acids)
Molecular function (GO): protein binding
Source: RefSeq, a predicted model, not a curated record